UGGCUGCCCCCACCACCCUCCCGCACACCACGGUCGUUGAAGUCAAUGCACCACCAAACAGGCAUCCUGGCGAUAUCGCGUCUCCCGAUCAUCGGCGGAUGUCGAAUUAUGGAUGACCGACCAACCACGGAGCCGACGGCUAUCCGAUAGUCCAGCGCCUGGUUGUGUGGCCUUCCUCAUCUUUUAUUUUUGGGUUUCUUUUUGUUCGGUUUCUCCUAAAUGGGAUUUUGUUAUUUUGAUAUCCAUGCCACCGUUGCUGCUCUUCGAAUACACGAGAACUAGGCGGAGGACUGUGUACGGAGUAGUUCGUUUGUCCAAUGCCCCUCGAUUUGAUGAACUUGGGCAAGUCGACGAUUGAAUAUCCCGGGCAAGGGCCUAGGUCUCUUUUCUCUUCUUCUUCCUUCCAGCGA
Sodiomyces alkalinus F11 is the source of this 410-nucleotide messenger RNA. RefSeq lists its product as hypothetical. The record is from RefSeq and is a predicted model, not a curated record. The transcript has a single exon. Lineage: Eukaryota; Fungi; Ascomycota; Sordariomycetes; Glomerellales; Plectosphaerellaceae. Bases 113 to 358 code for a protein of 81 amino acids.